UUCACAGGGCAACCUGUGAGACGGGUGGUCUGAUCUCAACACAAACAAGGUUUUACAGUUGACUUAAUAUGAGCUCAACAGAGCUGUUGAAUACUGUGAGCACUGUUCAGGUUAUGAACACUUGAUGAGAAUGGACAACGGGAAUUUCAAAUUGCUACUAAGUCUGUCCAUUUAUUCAUGGCUAAUAAAAGGAUCGACACCAGACGUGUCAUUUGUCGGUCUGCCCAGUACAGUCAGCCUGGCAGAAAACAGCCCGGCUGGCACAGUCAUCUACAGUUUCCAGAUGGUUCUUUCCCCAAGAGCUAGCAUUGCAUCAGGGUAUCCCAGAAUACAGAACUCUGACCCUCUCACCAAUGCCUUUUUAGUGUCCAUGCGUAACACCACCCAGGCCCAGGUGUCUGUGACUGGGACUGCCAACCUGGAUUUUGAGGCUACACCAAACCGCUUUGUUUUGCAAGUCCUGGCUGUGGAUAACAAAGGAGAUGGUGGUCUUCAGACACUGACAGUGAUCCUAACUGAUGUGGAUGAGCCUCCUGUGUUCUUAGACAAGGUAUCAGUCCUCUAUGUUCUGGAGAGAUCCACCCCUGGAGAGAUUUAUGUGCCCACUGUGUCUGACCCUGAGAACAGGCCUUUGACUUCUACACUGAAUCCUCCAAUCCCAGGAUUUGGUUUAAACAUUCUGUCAGCAUCCCUCAUCACAUCAAAGGAGUUCAACUACCUGACUGAUCCCAGAAGUUAUGUUUUCAACCUAUCAGUGAGUGAUGCGAACAACACAGUGUCCCGAACACUGGUCAUCAAUAUUAUAAACAGAAAUGAUUACACACCUAUAUUCCUAAAUAAAAUCACUCAUUUUACCAUCCCUGAGGAGCAGAGUCCUGGAUCUGUUGUCACCAACGUUACAGCAGUCGUCCCAGAUGACUCCUUUUAUGUCGGUUUCGUGUUCUAUACAAUCAGUCCCAACAACUACCUCACCAUCCACAGAGAUACGGGCUUGGUGACCAUUGCCAACAGAAUGGACCGUGACAUAGCCCCUCUGAGAAAGAACCCAUCUAUAUCUGUCACAGUGACUGCCACCUACCGGCCCCCUGGCCCCCCAGUCUCUAACUCCAUCACCCUGACUGUCACUGUCACAGAUAUCAACGACAACCCUCCUGUCUGCUCCCCGGAUGCCAAUAGGGUGGAGCUGCCAGAGUCAGAGAAGGUGGGGGCCCUCAUCACCAGCGUGACCUGUACUGAUAAUGAUGUGGAGCCUGCCUUCACUCAGUUCCAGUUCUCAGGUCUCUCUUGCCUGGGCUGCAACCUGCGCUUUGCUCUGGAUCCGCCUGAUUCCAACCGUGUUGUGCUUACAGAAAACCUUGACUUUGAGGAUCCCAGCAACCUGUUUGUUGGUAAUGAAUACUGCCUGUCAGUUGAUGCUGUUGAUAAGAAUGACACCACCCUCAAAGGUAAUGCGUUUGUGUAUGUAACAGUGACGCCUGUUAACGAGUUUCCACCUGUGUUCACUUCAACAUCAUAUCAAUACAAUGUCUCUGAACUUCUCAACAGUGGGACAGUAAUCGGAGCAGUCAUGGCUACAGACAAAGACCUCCCACCCACUGCAGUCAGUUACUCAAUCAUCUCUGGAGGUGGCAGCGCUGGUCUGUCCAAAAUCUUCUACUUGGACCCCAAGCUGGGACAUAUUAUUUUGUUUGCCCGACCAGACUACGAGACCCCAACGACGAUCCACACUCUGCUUAUCCGAGCUGUGGAUGGAGACCCAAUCAGACCCCUCACUGCUACCGUCACGGUCACCAUCAACAUCAUAGAGGCCAAUGAUGAACCUCCCUUGUGUAGCCCCAAUAAGACCAACCUGGUUGUUCCCAAAGACCUUAGGGUCGGCACCAAUAUCCAGGGCUUCAUCCUGUCCUGCACAGACAAAGACUCUCCACCCACCUCCUUCAUCUACUCCAUCUCAGGGGCCAGCAACCUGAACAAUCACUUUGUCUUCUCCCAUGCAUCGGGCACUAAUGUCACACGGCUUCUCUUGAGGGAGCCCUUUGACUUUGAGAGUGGCCUGGAUCAGGUGUGGCAGUACAGCCUGACUGUGCUGGUCUCUGAUGGGAACCUGAGGGAUCGGGGGCCGACCCAGACUGGCACCAUCAUCAUCAACAUCGCUGUGGUGGACCCUGAUCUCACCACCAUCAUCACCACAACCCCUCCUCGCGUCACAUACAUCCAUAUGACUGAGAACUCGUUCAGCAUGCAGGACUGGUAUGUGUGGUUUGUCAUCGCCCUGGGUGCCAUGCUCCUGCUGGGGCUCCUAGCGUGUCUGCUGUACCAUCUGGGGAAGUGGCUCUCCACCAAGAAGUGCACCUACUGCCGACGCCCCCCAGUGGAGCACAAGGAAGUCCUCAUAACAAAGACAGCACCUCCCAAAAAAGUAAUCCUAGAGGAGGUGACCAAGUUCAACACUGUGUUUGAUGGAGAGGAAGUCGACCCCGUCACAAAGCGGGUGUAUGAAUACAACAGCAAGUCAGGAGCCAGACGCUGGAAGGACAGUGGCGUUGUGGUCGAGUCUCGACCACAACCCGAAAGCAGCACCUCGGUCAUCUCGGAGAUGCCCACCAGUCACCAGGACCACUCAGGCCCCGGCCAAUCACCUUUUGGGAGGGCUGACACUAACCUAUUGCAGAGCAGGAGUGAGGCUGAGGGAAGGGUGUCUGAGGAGCUUCGACACAUCACCAGAGGAUCCCAGUUGCUAAACAUGAGAUCAGGACCGUCCGCUUCAUCAUCUGCCCAGUCAGCCAGAGGUGUGGCAAUUGAAGUCCAUAAUAUUUCUGAGGUCUAAUACUGAUCUUCCAUUCCUACUUUCACAAAAAUUACAUGUGUGCCACUGAAAAAAUGCAACACUUCAAUGAUAUCAAUAAA
Messenger RNA from Hypomesus transpacificus, 2907 nucleotides. Its product is annotated as cadherin-related family member 3-like. NCBI's taxonomy places the organism in Eukaryota, Metazoa, Chordata, Actinopteri, Osmeriformes, Osmeridae. The record is from RefSeq and is a predicted model, not a curated record. The coding region runs from base 125 to 2827 and encodes 900 amino acids. The transcript is spliced from 19 exons. Gene Ontology annotation, cellular component: cell-cell junction; plasma membrane. Gene Ontology annotation, molecular function: calcium ion binding. Gene Ontology annotation, biological process: homophilic cell-cell adhesion.